Molecule: messenger RNA, 549 nt
Organism: Ambispora gerdemannii
Lineage: Eukaryota; Fungi; Glomeromycota; Glomeromycetes; Archaeosporales; Ambisporaceae
Source: the annotation of a GenBank genome assembly
AUGUCUGAUUCCAUUGUUAGCACUAAUUAUGAUUAUUUGAAUCAUAAUGAUUUGCUAAUCUUAAGCAAAUGCCCUUACCAAUUAACUCUUUCUAUUGAAGAAUUAACCAAACCAUCUGUAAAAACACGUGGCGAAUCUGAUAAGCCACCACGACCACAAAACAGCUGGAUAAUUUUUCGAAGAGAUUAUGAAGCGCAUUUACGUUUAUGCUAUCAACACGUCAAACCACAAGUCAAAGAGACAGCAAAAGAAUGCAGUUUAAAGUGGCGAAAUCUACCAAGCGAAGUUAAGCAUUUCUUCAAAAUAUUAGAGAAGAUAGCUUGUAAGAAUCACCAAAACUUAUACCUUAAUUAUAAGUAUAAGCCAAAAAACACGAAAGAUGCAAACAUUAAGAAAUGUAUUUUUCGCGAACAAAAGAAAUAUACGUUUGCUUCGUUACCCAUAUCAAGCUCGCCCACUUUAAGAAAUGAAAUCGUGAGUGAUACAGCAUCAACAAUUGAAUGUAAUCAUACUUUUAUCACUGCUUCAACAACUAUUGAUGAAACUUAA